This is a messenger RNA of Stegodyphus dumicola, 342 nucleotides long. RefSeq names its product phosphopantothenoylcysteine decarboxylase subunit VHS3-like. Lineage: Eukaryota; Metazoa; Arthropoda; Arachnida; Araneae; Eresidae. The record is from RefSeq and is a predicted model, not a curated record.
AUGGAAGAUUUUCAGAAAAUAACAAAAAGUGAAAAUCAGUUGAAGAAAACACGUAAGGAAAAUGAUGCUGCUGCACAUGACGAUUUAGAAUUGGAUUUAGAUGAUGACAGUUUGGAUUUAGAUGAUGACAAUUUGGAUUUGGACGAUCACGAUCACAAAGAUGAUGCUGAUACCAAUCACGGAGCUCAUGACGAUGAUGUUGAUGAAGAUGGUGAUGACGCAGACGACGACAUGGAUCAAGAUCAUGAUAUUGAUGAUGACGACAAUCAUAACGCUAAUGGUGCUGAUGAUGAUGAUGGCACUCAUGAAGCUAAUGAAGAUGAUUUUAAUGAUGUUGAAUAA